UCCAUUUUUUUAAUAAACUGUCAAAGUCACAUUGAUUCGUGUUAGGUUAAGUUUGGAUUUUGGAAAUAAAAACACAGUUUGAAAUAUAUUUAUUGCUCAGAUUAAAGAGAAGCUAAGAUUGUGAAGUUAUUGAAAUAUAAAUAUGCCGGAUAUCGAGAUGGAAAGGGUGCCAGAAAACGGUUCAGAUUAUGAAAGUGACCAAAAUAGUGAAGACAAUACAUUGAAACAAGAUAAACUUGUUCGUAAGAAGAAAACUAGGAAACGAGGGAUAGUCUACUUAUCUACGAUUCCUCCGUACAUGAAUGUAGCUAAAAUACGCGAGAUAUUUAGUCAGCACGGGGAUAUUGGAAGGAUUUAUUUACAACCAAGUAAUAAACAAGGUGAAAAAAGAAAAAGAAUACCAAACCAAUUUACAGAAGGCUGGGUAGAGUUCCAGAAGAAAAGAGUUGCUAAAGAGGUGGCAGCCAAGCUGAACAACACAAAAAUUGGUACAAGAAAGAAAUCCCGAUACUAUGACAUGAUAUGGAAUAUAAAAUACAUACCAAGAUUUAAAUGGAUACAUCUGAGCGAAAGACUUGCUUACGAGAAAGCAGCACUGAAACAGAGACUCCGAGUAGAGAUAGCACAGGCUAAGAAGGAGGCACAUUACUUACAGAACAAUGUGGAGAAGAGUAAAAAAAUUAAGAAAAAAAAGGUUACUGCUGAAUAAACUAUUUUAUAAAAAAA
Molecule: messenger RNA, 726 nt
Organism: Manduca sexta (tobacco hornworm)
Lineage: Eukaryota; Metazoa; Arthropoda; Insecta; Lepidoptera; Sphingidae
Product: pre-rRNA-processing protein esf2
Exons: 2
Coding region: 143-709 (188 amino acids)
Biological process (GO): endonucleolytic cleavage to generate mature 5'-end of SSU-rRNA from (SSU-rRNA, 5.8S rRNA, LSU-rRNA); small-subunit processome assembly; endonucleolytic cleavage in ITS1 to separate SSU-rRNA from 5.8S rRNA and LSU-rRNA from tricistronic rRNA transcript (SSU-rRNA, 5.8S rRNA, LSU-rRNA)
Cellular component (GO): nucleolus
Molecular function (GO): RNA binding
Source: RefSeq, a predicted model, not a curated record